AUGUUUAAGAAAGUCUCUUCUUCCAUUCCCAGAUCCGCUUCCUACUUACAAAAACCGUUAGUCAGAUCAUAUUACACUAUCCCAACUCUAUCCAAUUUACCAAAUAGUGCAAGCAACGAUACUGAUGUCCCAGGUUUAUUUUCUAAAGAAGGGUUGAAGAAAGCAUGGAAUGAUAGGGCCUUGUAUUAUUGCUCAAAAUUAAAUGAAUUGACCGCUAAAACUGAAAGUAGAUCUUUGGAUCACAUAAUUUCUAACUAUGCCACCGUUCCCUCAAAGAAAAACAUUUAUGAUUACGCUGUAUUAUUGGAUAAUUUAUUUAUGGCUUAUUCAAACAUUAAGAUCCCCACCACUAACACUACUAUUGUCAAACCUUCCAGCCAGGAUUUGAUUACUUUAAAGCACCAUUUUAACAGUAAUUCCGGUGCUUUAUUUGGAAACGAACCUUUGGAAUUCAAUUGUGAAGCUAUUGAUAGAUUAUUAAAAAGGUCCUUUGGUAGUAUUAUUGAAUUUAGAACUUUGCUGUUAUCAUCCAACUUGAGUGUGACUGGUGAUGGUUUUACUUGGUUAGUAGCCAAAUCAUUAGUUCUAACCGAAAGUCAAGAUACAGAUGCAUCUUCUUUCUCCAAUAUCAAUGAUGUUGAGUUGUUUGUUAUUAAUACCUACAACGCUGGUACUCCAAUAAAUAAUCAUAUAAGAUUGGGCAAUUACAAUUCUAUUAUGAAAAAGUUGAAAGAGCAGCAAAAACAGGAUGCUUCCACCGACGAAUAUAAUACCGAUUUUACCACCAGCAUUUUGACUUUACAAGAAGCCAAGGAAAAGGAAGUUUUCAAUCAUUCUCAGAAAGAUUAUAGAUAUGUUCCGUUGUUAGCUAUUGAUGCUUCUCCGAAAUCUUGGUUACAUGAUUAUGGUGUUUUUGGUAAGAGCAAAUAUUUAAAUAAUGUAUGGGAAUCCAUUGACUGGAAUAAAGUUGAAGAAAGAUUGUUAAGAGCUGGUAAUUGA
Messenger RNA from Saccharomycodes ludwigii, 999 nucleotides. RefSeq names its product mitochondrial 37S ribosomal protein mS43 (gene MRP1). The transcript has a single exon. Gene Ontology annotation, molecular function: superoxide dismutase activity; metal ion binding. Bases 1 to 999 code for a protein of 332 amino acids. The record is from RefSeq and is a predicted model, not a curated record. Gene Ontology annotation, biological process: superoxide metabolic process. Lineage: Eukaryota; Fungi; Ascomycota; Saccharomycetes; Saccharomycodales; Saccharomycodaceae.